Molecule: messenger RNA, 1425 nt
Organism: Microthlaspi erraticum
Lineage: Eukaryota; Viridiplantae; Streptophyta; Magnoliopsida; Brassicales; Brassicaceae
Source: the annotation of a GenBank genome assembly
AUGCAUCGCAUCAUCCUGGAGGAUGAGUCUAGUUCUUCCAUUGAACAUCAAAGGAGGCUAAACCCAAACCUAAAGGAAGUUGUAAAGAAGGAGAUAAUGAAGCUAUUGAAGGCUGGAGUGAUUUAUCCAAUAUCAGAUAGUGCAUGGGUCAGCCCUGUACAUGUCGUGCCAAAGAAAGGAGGGAUCACAGUCAUCAAGAAUGAACAUGAUGAGCUCAUUCCAACAAGGACAAUCACAGGACACAGAAUGUGUGUCGACUACAGGAAGCUGAACUCCUCUACGCGCAAGGACCACUACCCCCUGCCAUUCAUAGACCAGAUGCUUGAGCGCCUUGCCAAUCAUCAAUACUACUGUUUCUUGGAUGGAUACUCAGGAUUUUUCCAAAUUCCAAUCCAUCCAGAUGAUCAGGAGAAGACUACCUUCACUUGUCCCUAUGGCACAUAUGCUUAUAGGAGAAUGCCUUUUGGAUUGUGCAAUGCUCCAGCUACAUUCCAAAGGUGUAUGAUGUCCAUAUUCACAGAUCUAAUAGAAGAGAUUAUGGAGGUUUUCAUGGAUGAUUUCUCAGUAUAUGGUUCUUCUUUUGAAUCAUGUUUGGGAAAUCUUGGAAGAGUGCUACAGAGAUGUGAAGACAAGCACCUAGUUCUAAAUUGGGAGAAGUGUCACUUUAUGGUUAGAGAUGGAAUAGUGCUUGGACAUAGAAUCUCAGAGAGAGGCAUAGAAGUUGACAAGGCCAAGAUUGAAGUCAUGACAAACCUUCAGCCGCCCAAGACAGUCAAAGAUAUCAGAAGCUUCCUAGGACAUGCUGGAUUCUACAGGAGGUUCAUUAAAGAUUUCUCGCAGAUAGCAAGGCCACUAACACGCCUAUUAUGCAAGGACAUUAACUUUGAGUUCACAGAGGAGUGUCACAAGGCUUUCACUAAGAUCAAGGAUGCAUUGGUCAGUGCGCCAGUGGUUCAACCUCCAAACUGGGAACUACCUUUUGAGAUAAUGUGUGAUGCAAGUGAUUAUGCAGUAGGAGCAGUGCUUGGGCAAAGAAAAGACAAGAAGCUACAUGUGAUCUAUUAUGCCAGCAGAACGCUUGAUGAGGCACAAUGCAAGUAUGCCACGACAGAAAAGGAGCUUCUAGCUAUUGUCUUUGCAUUUGAGAAGUUUCGAUCAUACUUGGUGGGAUCGAAAGUUAUAGUUCAUUCUGAUCAUGCAGCAUUAAGGUAUCUCUUAUCCAAGAAAGAUGCCAAGCCAAGAUUGCUGAGAUGGAUACUACUAUUGCAAGAAUUUGAUCUUGAGAUCAAGGAUAGAAGAGGAGCAGAUAAUGGAGUAGCUGAUCACCUUUCAAGGAUGAGAGUUGAAGAAAACUACCUCUUGAUGAUAGGCUACCUGAAGAAACAGUUUAUGCAGCUGAAGCUAGCAAUAAGCAUGGACAACUAA